This is a messenger RNA of Bactrocera neohumeralis, 13343 nucleotides long. RefSeq lists its product as uncharacterized. The record is from RefSeq and is a predicted model, not a curated record. Lineage: Eukaryota; Metazoa; Arthropoda; Insecta; Diptera; Tephritidae. Gene Ontology annotation, molecular function: G protein-coupled receptor activity. Gene Ontology annotation, cellular component: membrane. The transcript has 24 exons. Bases 2230 to 9588 code for a protein of 2452 amino acids.
UUUUGAUUACAGCUGAGGCUGAAGAUGGUUUUGUUGCCGACUUUUAGGUGCUACAGCUGCCACGCAUUGCGUUUAGUUCUAUCGUGUCUGCGUUAAUGUACGGUUGCAAAACGUCGUCACUUCUGCGGCGACGAACUGAACGUGAACGUACGCGUAGUAAGCAGCUGCCAAAGUGUUGGUACCUUGUCUGCCUGCUAACGGGCGCGACUUUAUCCGAAAGCAAACUAACCAACUGCCAUAAAGUGUGCACUAUAAGCGCUUGUGCGAUGCCAAGUCAGCCGUCUGACUAGUUGGCGUGAAGAAUUUCGUGCAUUGUUUGCUGAGUUCGUGCGCUAUUGUUGUUGUUGUGCGUGUUUAUGUAGCAAUUAAAGCGUUGCCUUACAUUAGGCGCUUAAGUGAGAUUACAAACAGCAGUGCGUGCUCGCGUAGCCGCUGUAUACUUUAUGUGUGUCUGUGUGCUCUUUGCUGCUUGAUGCUGGGCCGUAAAAACGAAUGGCAACGCGUGCAACUUUAAAAUAUACAUAUGUAUAUGCAAGUGCUUGUGCCCCGGCAUUGUUGUAUGUAGCAGUCGACGAGCAGCGUUGAAAACUCCCUAAAAAUGAUUGCAUAUCAGCAGGCGUAAGCAAGCGUACAGCAGCAAAACUCAAGCUAAAAGUGGAGCAACAAUUCCAGAAACAAUAAGCGCUAACAGCAAGCGUAGAAACUACAUUAAAUUCAAUAAUUGUAGAAAAACUUUGUGAAUAACUCAAUUCGUGGGCGCGCCAAAUUAUGCAUUAACGGUACUUAAGCGGUGUCGAGUGUUUAAAAACGUUUUAGAACCGAAAAACGCACAGACAACACAACUUAAUGUCUCGCUUGCAAUUAAGUUGGCAACAAAUGCUAGCCAAAAUGUUGUUGUUGUUGUUGUGGCAGCAGUUGUGUGCAAAAUAAUAGCAAAAACACGAAUUAUGUGCAGCGAAACAAAUUAAAGUUGUAAAAAUAAAGUGUCUACGUGGCGGCAGCGCGUGUGUUGCAAAGUUUGCCACAUUAAAAGCAACAACAACAACAUGCAUUGCAUUGGCGGCAAUGCAGAAGAUUAUUAAAACAUAAUUUAAGUGCUAAAGUUGCGGAGGAAGGCACGCAAACGGCGGCGAAGCAAUUGCAAGAAAGAAGUGUAAACGCCGCAAAGUAGGCAACACAAAUAAUAUUUUAAGUGCGCCGGUAAAUAGAGCAAAAGCGAAAGCAAAGUAAACAUCACCAGUGUAUAAGUGUGUGUGUGUAGGCGUUUAUAUUUGUUUGUAUGAAUACUUGUACGUGUAUGUGUGACAUGCCGCAGGAAUUACGCGGGCAAACAAAGUGUAUACACUGAGAAAAAAACAAAUUCGAAGAAAAGUUGUUGAAAAGUGGAAAAUGCAAACGCGUUAGAAAAGUGCCGCCUUCGUUACAUAUAAACACACAUACAAGCGCAAAGUGGAAAGCUCAUAUUUGUAUAAGUGUGUGUGUGUGUGUGAAAAUUACGUCAAACAACGCAAGUGUGUUGUAAAUUGGUAAAGUUUAAAUGAAUUUGUUGUUACGAGCCCACAAAAAUAACACAAAAAUCAACAAAACUCGCACACACACAGUCAAGCAAGCAAUGUGCUCGAUUUCAUUACUUUGCUUUAUUUCCACUGCUAUUCGGCGGUAGGCCUUUACAGUUGACAAAGCAAAAUUCGUCGCGAAUGCGGAAAAGUUUACGUAAAGUGCCGUUGCGCGCGUGAAGUUUGUGUUGUGUCGGUCGUGGUCGUGCUUCGUCGUCGGUGUAAAUUGCUCGUGUGCGAAAAGUGAACGUACUCGCAAGCGUUUGUUUAUUGCAUAAUUGUGUGUGGGUGUGUGUAUGUGUAUGUAAAACACAUGUGUCAACUGUCAAAGACCUACUAACCAAGUUGUGAGCAAAGCGGAAGCAGCAAAACUUGUGCACCAAAAGUGAGACAACAAGAACAAAUAUAGCAACAACAAUAUGCAAUGCUGCAGAAUCUGUCAUUAUUAAUCAGCUGUAAACAAAUGAUAAAAAUAUGUCUGAGCAAGUGAUAUAUCAGAGAGAUCAAAAACUGCUUGAGAGAAGUUAAUAUUUCCUCAGAACGCUUUGAAUAGUGCCAAAAACUCAUACAAUCUGAGAGCAUAGUAAAUCAUCAUUGUCUCUCACAGCUAACAAAGAGCGAAAUAGUUCACAAAGUGAGCGGCGUGUGCUUGUGAACGUGUGGAACGUGAUCGAUGACGGCAUACUCAUUUAAGUUGCCGCUUUGUAUGCUGCUGCUCACCACACUACUACAAACAACAGCCACAACCAGUGAAGAAACUCAACAAAAGAGAGAUUAUAGAAUAACAAGAAGGUUCAUAGAAAUCGGUAGUGAACAAGCAUAUAUCGUAGAGCCAAGACAAAAAGCGCCAGAAUUAAUUGAGAAGGAGGAAUGGAACAUUAAAAGUGAGUGGAAGAAGAAUAAAAAAGAAAAGGCCGGUCGUUAUGAGUUAUAUCAGAAUGCGGAAAAGGCGGCGAAAAAAGUGUGGAGUAUGGAUAAGUCACACACAGAAAUUAAGGAGCAUGUAUUGGCUGAAAAAGAGAGUGCUAUGAAUUUUAGCAAAGACAGAAACCAAAGUGAUGUGAAAAAAUUAAGAAAAAACCUUGCGAGUGUGAAAACCAUUACGCUGCCUACAUUUUCCAAAAAACAAAUUAACCCAGCUGCUACUCAGAACAAUCUAAAACUCGACGGCAAAGCACUUACAUCUACUACUACCCUGCACACACUCAAUUCGCCCACAAAUCAUAUCAGAGCAGCACCCAGUACACAAAGGGUGGCACCGCGCUUUAAGCGGCAACAAGCUGCGUCUUCACUCAAAACACAGCAGAGUGCCUUUCAAGGUGGUCUCACUGCGUACUCGAGCGCCGGCAACACAGCAGUGCACUACAAUCCAUUGCCCGCUGUGCCCUUGCCGCCACCGCCACCUUUUCCCGGUAAUUUCGCCAUUUCACCAUUUAGUGGUGGCGCCAAGCAAACAACCAGCGGCCACAACAUUUUGAAUGCCUUCGCAUUUGCGGGUAUCGGCAGCUCGUCCUCGGCUGUCUCACAUCAUGCGCGCAGUAAUUCGCUUUGUGGUGGCGUCCUCAAGUCGCGCUACGGCAACAUACAGACACCGAAUUUUCCGCACAAAUUCCCAACACCCAUCGUGUGUGUGUGGGUAAUUGAUGCCUCCGAGCUGCCAAUUACAACUUCUACGUCCGCGUCGGCUGGCGCAAGCGGCGGUGGAGGCGGCACCAACAUCUCAAUUAUCGUUUACCUAACGCAAUUGUAUGUUUUGGGCGGCCUCAAGUUCACCGAGUAUAUGUACUAUUCGGAUGAUUAUAAGGUGCCGGCACAUCGUGUGUUCACACUCACUGAGGAUGACGUCACACAGGUGGCAUGGGUACAAUUUAGUAGUCAGUAUCUUGAGAUACGUUUCACGAUGCCAUCGUUGGAUGGCACACAUUUGCGCGCCUUAGAUCGUCUGCUGGACGUGUACGGCUUCAAUAUUACCUACGAGGUGCAGCAGGAGGUGAAAACCUAUCAGUGCAAUACGUUGCAGUGUCGAUUUCUCGGUCAUUGUUAUGCGAAGGCGGAUUACAGCUCGUACUAUUGCUCCUGCUUUCCCGGUUUCAGUGGCACAGAUUGCGGCCGUGGCCCAUUGUGUGAGGAUCCACAUACGAAUAUAUGCCAAAAUGGCGGCACAUGCAAACACAUUGGCGAUGCGGCCAUUACAUGCCAUUGUCCGAGCGGCUUUAAGGGCACCAAAUGCGAAAUACCGGAAAUAAAUGAAAUGACAUUGGGUUGCACUUCCAAUUCCACAUCGAGUGAUUGUCAUAAAGAAUGUGACUUUGAACGCGGCGGUGAAGGCAUCACACUGCGAAAGGCUAGUAAAAUUAGUGCACGCAACGGUAAAACUCGUUAUGAAGUGACAAUACGCCUGGGCGCCAACUUAACUGCCUUUUAUCGUAACAUGGAUCCCGAGAGGCGCCCAAGCGAUCAUCUCCCGAGUUUGCUAGAAAGACAUCUCAUGCGCGUCUUACGCAAUUUCAACAUCACAAAAAUCAGCGAUUUAGAAUUAAUCUCGAACAGCACCGAUCGCUUAGACAUCACAUUUCAUUUCUUCGGCGUGAAGGGCGAUUCGAAUCGCAUACGUGAGGCCAUCACGCGUAUGGUGGAGCGUGGGCGUAUUGGGAAUAUUACACUAGUUUCCAAUUACCAUUUGUUUGACGAGAACCCACCGCUGAAUUUAUUGGAACUGACAAUUAAUCAAAAAUCAGCGAUUCGUGAAGACAGUGAAUUUAUAAUUUCAUGCACCGCCCAAGGAUCAUCGCGCAUGCAAUUCCAAUGGUACAAGGAUGGAGCGCGUGUUAACACAUCCAAGGCUAUAAGGGAAAUCUGGACCACCGUCUUACCACCGGAAACUAAAGACACUUUCACUGCCAUUUUGGGUAUCACCAAGGCCAGCCGCAUGGACGAAGGCAUAUACACGUGCAAGGUCACCGAUUGGGGCAUCGAGCAGUGUCGCUCACUGCAUGUGCAUAUCAAAACACCGCCACGCCUACGUGUCGAUCCCGCCAGCGUCACAUUGCAACGCGGCGAUUCGCUGCGUGUGCGUUGCCUCUCCCCCGGCAACGAUGACAUCAAGCGCUAUGCACAACUUGGCUACAGCUGGACACGUAACGGUGUACUCUUUCAAUCGAACCCCGCCACAGUGAUGUGGGAAGAUCUGUAUCCCGAUGGGAGCAUACUGAAAAUUAAUAAUAUACAGAAAUCCGCCGAGUACACAUGCAUUGUCUCCAACACAGUGCGUCCGGUAUCGAAAAGCGUCUACAUAACAGUUAUCGACCGCAAUGCGGUACGUGUGUGCCACAGCGACACGCUGUACGGUGUCCGUUGGCCGACAAGUGCACCAGGCGCCGCCAUUGUUGCCGACUGUCCGCGCGGUUUUGAGGGCCACUCGCGGCGCAUUUGUGAAAGCCGCGAUACGGGAAAUUCGACAUGGUUGUUACCCGAUUUCGCGCUCUGCGUACAUGAUCAACUUUUGCUGAUUUACAAUAAGUUUCGUGCACUAAGCGCCGGCUACCAGCAGACCAACUCAUCGGCCAUACUGAAGGCCUGCUUCGCAUACACGGCCAAGCGGCAUAAGCGCUUUCUGCCCGGCGAGGCGGGCUUUCUCAUCGAUAUGCUGCAUGAGGUCGAUACGUAUCUGCAGCUAAAGGGCACACAGCUGGAACGUGAGAUGGCAGCCGAAAUAAUUUUGCACAUUCUCGACAAAGUCAUGCAAAAUACGCAAUCACUUAAUAGCCAACAGCAAAUUAAAAAAUUGCAACUCUUAACACAAUCAGCAGCGUUGAACCGUGAAACAAUUGCAGCAUCUCAAUUAGCAACAUCAACAUCAUCCACGUCAGCAGCAGCAGCUGCGGCAGCGGCGGCGGCAGCAACAGCCGACAAUAGUGCCAUAUCAUCGGCAUCCGCAUCCGGCACUUCAGCUUCAGUGGCAACAGCACAAACAGAAAUCACUUCAGGCGCGGCAACAGCUGCUGGUAAUGCCAUGUCACCGGCACGCUCCUCCGCCACCGCAACGAAUUCGGCGCUGGCAACACUACUGCGCAACGAUGGCGCCACUCUCGGCGGUGGUGGUAGUGGCAAUGCUGUUGGUAGCAGCAGUAUUCUCACGGUGGAUGAGGAUUCACUGUCGUUGGAUCGUCUAAACUCGCUGCGCAUCUAUAUGACUUCGGUGAAAACGUUGCCGUUUAAUUUGAGGAUCUACGGCGAUGAUUUGUUCGCGGAUCAACUUUACAUGGACAUCGGUCUCUCCAAUCGGUUGCUCAACAUAAUGGCCAACUCGACGAUAUUCGCAUCGGUUAUCUCGUAUAAAAAUUUAAAAAGUUUUCUACCAAAAACUUACUACACACGCGGCAGCGAUCCCAAAGAGUCCGAUUACAUACUGGCCUCACGCAUUCUACAAACAUGGCUCUUCCAAUCGAACCGCUCCAACGAUAAUUUACGGGAACCACUCGAUUUACCAUUCGAGGCCGGCCAUGUGGAGAUCAUAUUUCAACACGAAGUAGCACCGAAGGAGGGCGAUUGGGUGGCCGUGUGUGGUCAUGACUACAAAGCUUCCUUUGAGUCAACUUGGCGCUCGGAUUUGUGCAUCACCAAGCAUCUGAUGGCGAAUAUAACGCGCUGUAUAUGUCCAUUGUCCGGCACAUACGUAGUCAUGCUGACGAAACGUAACAACAACUCGCAACCCGUUUCACACACACAACGCCCACUCUUCGUGAUUAUCAGCUGCGCCUGUGGCUUAUUGCAGUCCUGUUCGGCUUUUCUCAUACUACUGCCGAUUUGGUUUAACCGCAAAUGUGCAAUAACUUUUUUGAAAAUGCAAUUUUGUGUCUCCACAUCAAGUAUAAUGAUAAUUUUUCUGCUGGGAUUCCUGAAAAUGUUGCCGGAGAAUUGGCAGGCAGUUGUCAACUCAUCGCUCGCCUCACUGCUGCUGCUCGGCGUCUCAACCACGAUUGCGAUUGCCUUGGUUGUUAACUCCGAACUAGUGCCGAAAAAAAUGUUGCAUAUCAAUAAAAUGUCAACGGCAACAGCCGCAAGUGCACGUGCAACGACAAUAAAAAAGGAACAACAACAAAGGAAUCAACAUAAACAACAACAACAAACCCAUCAUAAACUGCAACACGACUUGAAUAUGCGGCAUAACUCCACAAGUGGCAAUGACAAUGGCAGUAGCGCGCCUAUGGCAGCCGCCUCCCCCGCAACCACCAUCGACGCGCACAGCUUGAGCGCCACCACAAACAUUACGCAAAUCAGCAGCAACAGCAACAACACCAGUGUGGGCGUCAAUGUCGGCGGCAGCUUCGCCCUUGGUGGCAGCAAUGACAAUAGCAUUGCUAGCGACAGCAUUGCCACCGCCAGCGGUCGGCGCGCGGGCAGUGUGUCAGGCGCGGCAACUGCACGCUCUGUGGCGCUGGUACAAGAGCUCUAUUUUCCGGUGAGCGUACGCGCCGUCAUCGGCAUUAGUUGGCUGCCGCCGUUGCUCUAUGCCAUCGCUGUGCCGCUGAUAUGCAGCAUUAUUGGCAAAUGGCCACGCAAUUGGUGGCUCGAAGUGAUGAGCAAUACAACUGCUGGAGCGGCAACAACAACAGCAACAAGCGCAGCAAUGUCCGGCGCUAUGUUUGGUAUGCCACAUGGUUUGUCGCAUGCGUACGGUGGCGGAUAUAGUGGCGGAAGUGAUUACUUAGUGGCGCAUAUGGCACCCACACCAUCACCGGCAUCAUCGCUAAGUCUGAAGGUUGAACCGAGUCACGUCAGCAACCAAAGCAAUGAUGUGUACAGCGUGUUGGCGAGCACAACAAGCGACAGCAUCUUGGAGCUGGCAUCGGUCACAGCUGCUGAAAUUACAACCGCCGCCACCGGAAUAUUAACAACUGCUAGCGCUGUUACUGCCACCAGCACGAACAGCGCCAACAACAACAACAACAACGUCACCACUGCAGCGUCUUCCGCGAGCACCUCAGCAUCGACUGCCUCCACAUCGACGACCUUCUCCGUUGCCGGCUGGCAUAACAACUUCCAACCGGCAGCCAUCUCCGCUUCCGCCACCGCUGCUGCCUAUCACGGUGACUACGCGGCUUACACCGACUCAGACGCCGCGGAGCUGGAGUCACAAUUCACGGGCGACGCCAGUAGCGUGCCAUCACUCAGUUUCAUCAUAUUUAUUUGCGUCGAUUUACUCUUCGUUUUGCUCUUUUUUGCGCUCUUCGUCAUUUUAAUCAAGAAACUUUUAUGGCUGUGGCAUAAAAAUCGAAAUAUUCACGCGCAUCCGCAGGAUAAGUUCAAUGUGGCCAUGCGUAGACGCAUUGGCCUAAUUUACCGCACCGGUUGUUUGCUGUUAAUGAAAUUAUCAACGGAUGCAUUAUUCAUAGCAUAUGUAAAUUCAACACAAAAUUCAUGGUGGUCCUAUCCGUUUGGCAUAUCUUGCGUAUUGUUGGGUUUCUCUAUACUUUAUUGCUUUGUUAUAAAAGCGGAGAGCAGUCUACGCGCGCCGCCAAGCAGCAACAACAGCAGCAGUGGCACGUUGAAGAAGAAGCUCAGUUCGAGUAAGACAAGUUUGGAUGACAACUAUUGUACGGGGUCCAUAAAUAGUCCGCUCAGUUUCUACGCGAGCCAUGAAAAGGAAAAAGAAAACGAAAGCGGCGCGCCGGUAACAACACUACUUGCAGCGCCUCCACCACCACCGCAACAGCUUGAAAUCUCCGGUGGCGUGCAACUGCCACUCACAAUUAUACCCACCGCGCAACAGCGUUGCCCCCUGCUGCCUACAGCGUCCGCGUCUACAGUGGGCAGUAGCGUCAAAACGUUCCUGAAUGCAGCCAGUCUGGAGCGCAAGCUGCCGCCUCAUGUCAGCUGUCUGCAAGAGACGGCCGCCGCGGCGAUGACCUCGCCGGCAACGAGAUGCUGCAACAUACUAGGCAGCGUCGGUGGUGGCGGCGGCAGUGGCAGCAAUGCGGCUGCCACCGUAACAUCGACCGGUGUGGUGGGCGGUGGCGUUGUGGUCACCACCGGUGGCAUGGGUUAUUAUGACGCCUACGGUGCGGGCAUACAACUCGGCGGCAUGACGGGCAGUUUGAACAGGCGACAACUGCACGGCGCCGCAGCAAACACGGAGUUUGUGGGUCUGGAGACUUUGGAUAUACUGCAGGGCGUGGCGCCACCAGACACCAUCAUUGGCAUUUGUGGCAGCGCGCUCCCCGCAGGCAUGUCAUAUCAUCAACUGCAGCAUCACAGCUUGCCGCGUCACCACACCACAACACUGCAACAACACCUCACAGCCAACGCAACAGGGCAGCAACAUGUUGCGCAACAUCACCAAACCUACAUGGACGCCACAAUGUUGCCACCACCACCAACAAUCGUAUCGAUAAGCAGCGGCCUGCCGCUACCCACUACCAUGAAUUAUGCGAAAAGCAGCGUCGAAGCGGCAGCAACAACACCACAACAGCAACCACAAACGCCGCCGACAACACUCACCAGCAUUAUCAGUACAACAACGGCGACAACGCAAACACCAAAAGCGCAAAAGCGCGUCACCAUCAUGGAACCCACCACGCACACCUUCGAUCCACUGCUGCCCACAAUGGUGGCCGUUUCCGGUGUGGCGGCGACGCCUGCGGCACAUCAUCGCCUGGUGACCGCAACACCAACGCCCAUCAUAACGAUUACCAGCAACACAGCGGCGGCGGCGAUAACGGUAAGCGAUUGCCACGCCAGCAACCUUAGUGCGAGCGAUUCGACGCAGAGCGGCAGUGGCGACGCCUCAAAAGCAGCGGAAAGCAACUCAUCGCCCGAAGAUGAGAACUCGAUGACCGGCAUGUUGGAUCGCAUCACGCACGAUUUGGAUUAUCUGUUGAAUCGCACGAAUGAUGUGCCACCAUCAGAUGCAACCUUAGGCGAUGCUGAAGUGUUGGCGGUGGGCGUGGCCGCACCGGCAGUGGCGACGAGUGCUUCCACAGCAGCGGCACCCACCAUAACCAUGAGCCAGGAUACUUUGGACCAGUUGUAAGGUAGCUAAUAUGUAUGGUUAGAUAAGCUGGCAGAUCUUUGGCACUAUUUUUAGAAGUAAAUACUAAUUUAUUGAAGUAAAUACUAAUAUUAAGCGUGUUUAGUUGCCACUAAGCAUUUUGUUCCUGUCACUUUUUUGAAUAUUUACUGUACAGUAGACCUUAAUGCAUAGCUGUAAUCUAUUAUAUAUUUUAUAAGCAUUAAUAUUAAUGGUGGUCUUUGUAAAUAUGGUAAAAGAAAUGGUAUUUAGAAUUUUAAGAUUAAAAUUCUUUUUUAUAUAGCUAUCCAUUUAAUAAAAAAAUGGCUCUAAGGAGGGCUUUCGAAUUUAUUGCAGAUAAAAAUAGUAAAAUAGCAUAAUUUUAGAUUAAUUGUUGUAUAUAUUAUUAAUAAAAAUUAAUUAGCUUAGAAUUAUUAAUACAUAUUGACAAAAAGAAAGAAACUAAAUAAUAAUGUUUUUGAAAUUUUUUCGAAACAUUUGGGUGACUUUGCAAGGCAGCUAUGAACAAAAAUUACAAUAAAUUAAAUUUUUGUAACUACCUCUUGCUUUUCCCAUGCCCUCAGAUUACAUUUUGUUCCUCUGUAGUUAGUUUUCACAUGUUUGCAAAUAUAUAUUUCAAUUCAUUGAAGUUUGCUGAUAAAGCAUACGAUAAAAAAUUUCUCUAAUGUCUUAAGAAAUUAAAAAAUUAUAUUUUCACGGUAUUUCUAGCGCGUACUAAAUGGCUCUUAAAGUUGAGGCCACUGACUCCGAUUUUCGGUAGUAAAUUUUAAUAAUUUCGACUCUUUGUUGGAUCGUAUAUAUUUCCAUGAUGAAACGUCAAACCUUACUGAAGAGAAAUGUCAAAAGAGGGGGAAAAAUAUGGCGUCGCUUGCUGUCCCUAUCGGUCUACUUUUGUAGCUCCCUAUUGAAAAACCAUAUACUUCAAAUGUGUGACUGAAAAUAGUUAGUAUUAUUAUUAGAUUUUGAAUUUUGAAUUUUUAAAAUUUCUUAAUUUUUUUAAGACUAAAUACCACAUCUAAAAAGGGUGAAUAAUAAUAAAUCUAUCGAAUAAAAUACGUGGGUGGGUCAAAAAAUUUUGUAAAAAAAAUUUAAAUGAAGACAUUAUACCAAAAUCAUUCUUUGAGUCAUUGAUAGGAGAGUUGUGUUCCAAAAAUAAUACGAAUUUUCGUUGCAAACACCAAAAGAUUUUUUCAUUAAUCUAAAUUAGUGUCGAGGACUGCAAAAGUCCCCACUCGACAUCAUGCACUUAUGUCCUUAAUAUUGUCGCUUUCAAAAUAGUCCUUAUUCGAUAUAGUGCACUUAUGCCAGCACUUCUUCCAAUCAACUCUUCUUAAACUAGAUUUUUGACAUAGACUUUAGCUCCUUCAACAAUACGCGAAAAGUCACGAAGCCAUAUCUGGCGAAUGUUAAGGCUGUGUGCUUACUGUAUUGCUUAUGGCCAAGAGAUUCACGAACUCGCAACGAGGUAUGAACUUAUUCACAAACAAAAAUCGCCAACCUCUAGCCUUAGCGGCUCCUAGAAACGAAAUAAGCAAUGAAUACAACUGGAAAUUGUAUCGUUUUUCAGGGGCAUGUAAACAAACUAUGAGCAAAAAAUAGUAAGACUUUGUUCAUAAUUUUAAAAUUCUAGGAUUAUUCUUCCAAAUCUAUAUCGUCCUCCUCAAAGUAAUUCCCCUUGGCCCCAAUACACUUGUGCCAACAUUUUUCCAAGCAUCGUAACACUUGUUAAAAUAAUUUCUGAACCGGAAUAGCCGUCAAUGCGCGUAGCGAUUCCUGUUUAAUGUCUUCAAUUGACUCAAAACAGUUUGUCCGGAGCGGUCGUUAGAGUUUGCUGAGAAGCCAGACGUAACACAGAGCCAAAUCAGGCGAAUACGGUGCGGUUGUGGCACGUUAUUGGUUUAAAUGUAUAUGACGGUACAUUAUUGCGGUGCAAAAACCAAGAGUUGUCGGCCCAUAAUUCCGGUCUCUACUUACGAAUAGCUUCAUGAAAACAACACAUAACACUCAAAUAUUAUUCAUUGUUAACAAUUUGGCCGGUUGGAAGGAAUUCAGAGAGCUGUCCACGUAACCUUAAUUUUUGACACUUCACUCGUGGGUUUUUCGGCUUCGGCUCACUUUUGCCACGAUAUUCGGCCAAUUUGCGUUUCCGAGUCGUAAGUCGAAAUAGUUGAGCGAUUUUGAAACCAAUCAUUCUUUCACUUGUUUUAGGCCCAAAUGUUUCUUCAAAAUGGUUUUCACUAAUCCUUCCGAUAUUCCCACGAUGCCAGUAAAAUCUCUGACUGUCGAUUCUCAAGCACCAAUUUCUUUAUUUUGUUGACGUGUUAAUCAUCAGGUCAUGUUGUUGGCCGCGUUGGAUGUGGCUCGUCGUCAACGCGUUCUCGAGCCUCAUUUUUCGCAUUCUGAACGUUUCGGCAACAGAAAUUUUAUUUCGCACACUACAUUUAAUGGAACUUCUUUGUUGAAUAAUUUCACUCAUCUUUGACAUUUGGCACGGGUGUAAAAAUUGUACAAUGAAAUGAAAAAAUUAAAAAACGGUCAAUUUGUGAGACCUAUGAUUGAAAUUCGGGAAGAAUAUUUUUGUGACGACAGCAUGCCCUUGUGCCAAAACUGAGUAAAAGCGGGUCAAUAAUUUCCUUAGGCCACAUAUAAUAUUUCAUUGUAUACUUAUUUGUCUAUCGGUCAAUAUGUGAGAAAUCUUAAUGAAAUUCAGAAAGACUAUAUUUUUAAUAACAGUGUAUUAUCUUGCCUAAAAUGGACUUCUACUGUGGCCUCAUAUAUACAGAAAGAUUAUUUGUCUCAGAGAAAUCACAUACCUAGGUAAAUGUUGUUUCGUGAAAAGGGAAUUAGAGAUAAACUGAUGGAGCUGAUUGCACUGGGCGACUACUCUUUAGAAGGCUAUAAUUCAAAAAUUAUUUAAGAUAUUGAUUACAUUUUUUUCGAUAGAUCGGUCUCAUAAUGAAAAAAAAUAUGAAAAAGAAUUUUAAUUUUAUAUUAGUUGUGAUCCUGAAAGAAGAAUGAAAUACUGAAGUUCAGAAACUUUUCUCCUGUUUUUUGUUUUAUUUCUCCACUAGUAGAGAAGCUCUAAACAAUAAUUUGGUUUUUUGUCAUUUCAACCCUGCAAAUGCUUACAGCUAAAGACAGUUAUUAGCUAUUAGUUGUAAUGAACUUAUGACUAAGUCUUUUCAGUUGAGUUCAUACUUCUUUGGGUUAAAUAUUUUGAUAUAAUAAUAUAAAAACAAAAUUUAGAUUUUAACUGCAUGUAUAUACAUAUGUAUGUAUUUUUCCAAUGAAAUUGUGUACUCUCAAUCAAAAAUAAAAAAUCAUAGACGCCAACCAUUGCUGGCGAGAAAUUUAUAAGAGCAAAAGUCAUAAAAAUAUGUGAUAACAUUGAUAGAAGAAUGGAUAAAAUAUUGCGUAAGACACAAAAAAAUAAUAAAUAGCAGUUAAAAUCUGCAUAUCGUCACUUAAAAUGCAAAAUAACGUAGUAUUAUCAAAAAAUUUGAAAUUGAGUUUUUUAUUGCUUAUGAUUCGUUACAUCAUCAUAUGUGUCAUUACAUAUAUGUAUGUAGCAUAAAAUUUUCAGCUUUCACUGUCAGAUAUAACCAAUAAAUAACCAAUAGAUAACCAAUUUAUAACUAUUAUAUAACCAAUUGAUACCCAAUUUAUAACCAAAACUCAAAUUUUGUUUCAACAUGAGUGGUUUCUGUUAUAUCCUUUUUCCUUCACUUGUAAACUUAUGAAAAGUGAUGUUACGUUAU